AUGGCCGCAGAAUGGAUCUACAGCGUCACCAAGGAGCCGCGGCGGCGGCUCGAUGACCCCGCGACCCACCGGGACAUCAAGGCGUUGCUGGAGAAACAGCCGUCUGUUUCGUUGGCUGUUGCCCGCGUGCUGCACGAGCCGGCACCGCUGCGGCGCACGGCCGUGAAUGUGGAUGGCCGGGUGGAGGAGCAGGUGGUGCCUCACCCGGAAGCUCCCACCCUGCUGCUGCCGUCGGGGUGGCGCAGUUGUGCAUGA
Molecule: messenger RNA, 255 nt
Organism: Trypanosoma cruzi
Lineage: Eukaryota; Euglenozoa; Kinetoplastea; Trypanosomatida; Trypanosomatidae
Exons: 1
Coding region: 1-255 (84 amino acids)
Source: RefSeq, a predicted model, not a curated record